GAGGGAAGAAACCACGCUUAGCUGGCUUCCUGAGAAUCCUCUAGACAGGGUCUGGAGCCGUUCCUGAGUAGUGCGGGUGGGAGCUCUGGUCCACCCUGCCCCCAAGCCCUGACCUUCUGGUCCCCAAGCCUUUGCUGCUCUGUCCAGCCAGAGGGAGAGAAGGCCACGGGCCAUCCUGGGCUGAGAUGUACAUCCCCAGGCCACAUCGGUUCCCCAAAGACGCUGAAGGGCCCGUUUAAGGGUCCUGGGGCCACCACUAUCACAGAGUAGCCACAGUACCCAAGGGUACCUCCUGCCCCAGGGGGUGUGCAUAGGGCAUGGGCUGACCACAGGGACCUGAGCGCACGCCAUGCGGGGCUUGCUCCCAGUGGGACGGUGGCAGGAUGGAGUAUGGCCCAGGACCAAAGGCUCAUGGUCCUCGCCCUGGAGAAGCUCACAGCCCAAGCCUCCUUUACCCUCACGUUUUCAAUUAGAUGGGAGGGCGGCAGGACCACCUCCUUCCCUGGGGCUUUAGUCCCUGCGCCUACGAGGUCUCCCUCACAUACCACCUUCCUGGGAAGCCCCGAGAAAGAACUGGACAGAAGGGCUUCCACAUGCAGGGCUGCUGCCCAACUCUAAACGCUGCCCACAACCGUACAUUCGGGUGGAUGCAGGUUCCCACCACCCGUCGGUGCUGCCCGGCGCUCUCCAUCCACCUGGCUGACGGAGCUUUACCCAGUUCACGAGAUUUCUGGCCAGAGGCGGAAGACUCAGUUCGGGGAGGGGGAGCAGGGAGCACCAGGCUUGCACGGCUUUUUGGAAAAGCCGACCAGAAAGCAGUGUCAAAGGACCCAGAGCGGGGGUGGGUGGGGGUGGGGAUCGGUGGUCGUUCGCAGGCAGCCGACGCCCACGCUCUAGAGCGGCGUCAGAUGCAAGAGGAUCUGGAGGUGGUUCUGCCUCGACAGCUCCCCCCACGGAGCCCUCCGGCGCCUCUACGCUCUAAAGGACCCUGGAUAAGUCCCUCAAAGCGUUCGCAGCCUUCCGCCGCCUGCCCGAGCGCUACGGCUUGCAGCGAACUGCGCACGCGCGCUGAGCUCAGGGAAAGCCCCGCCUUCGGCCCGCCUCUGCCUACCCCUUCCCGCCCUCUGGGGCGGAGCUAAGUGCGGCUUCCGGCGGAAGCCCGGAACCAAGCGGAAAACCUUACCUACUAGCUCGGGGCUGGGUGGUGCUACUUCCUCCUCCGUCGCGCAGCGGUUUCCGAGGCUCCUGCGCCUCAGAAUUUCACGCCCGUCUCCUACAAGGUCCCGAUACCGCGCCUCAGCCCAAUUACAGCUGCAAAUUACCGCAGGACCCGAGGCCGGGAGACGGACCUGCGUCCUGCCCUGGCCCGCCCUUGCCCGGCGAGGCCCUGUGAGGUUCUCGCACGCCGUUCCGGCCUCAUCAGCCACACUCCCCUGCCCGUACCCCCAUGGACCCUCUUCCACCCCGACCAUGGCCCAGAAGCAGAAGGUAGACCCCCACGUAGGGCGGCUGGGAUACCUGCAGGCGCUGGUCACGGAGUUCCAGGAGACAGAGAGCCAAGACGCCAAGGAGCAGGUCCUCGCCAACCUCGCCAACUUCGCCUAUGACCCCAGCAACUACCAGUAUCUGCGACAGCUGCAGGUCCUGGACUUGUUCCUCGAUUCGCUGUCGGAGGAGAACGAGACCCUGGUGGAGUUUGCUAUCGGAGGCCUCUGCAACCUGUGCGCGGACCCGGCCAACCGGGAGCACAUCCUGCAGGCGGGGGGCGUCCCGCUCAUCACCAACUGCCUGUCCAGCCCCGAUGAGGAGACCGUGCUGUCCGCCGUCACCGCGCUCAUGUACCUGAGCUCGCCGGGCUCCGCCGCCCACCCCGACCUGACGGCGCUGCCCGUGGUCCAGUGCAUGCUGCGCUUCUCUCUCUCGGCCAACACGAGGCUCCGGAACCUGGCACAGAUCUUCCUGGAAGACUUCUGCUCCCCCAGCCAGGUGGCUGAAGCGCGCCGCCGGCCGGCCCACUCCGCCCUGGGCAUCCCCCUGCCGAGGGCCGAGGCCCCACAGCAGUCCUGAUGCAGGGAGGCCCCGAGACCCUGGUGCCCUUACUGCCGGAGACGAGCCACAUCCCGUGGGGCUCGGGAAGUGGGGCCGGUGGCUCCCAGUGAGCCCUUUCUCCCCACAUGGUGCCGUUUUAAAGGUGAGUUUCCUCAGCCUGACGGGUGUUUACACCGUGAUGAAAGGCGUCAGGAGCUGAGCUGAGGACAGACACACUGAGACACACGAGAAGGAAAUCCAGAGCAGUGCAUUUCACGGGCGGCACGCUCACCAAGGGGGACAGAGGCCCCGCCCCCUGCCCCGCCCCACUGGCCGGCUCUCACCCUCGGGUAGAAGCCGCAAGCGCUCCCUCCGCCCAGAGGCCUCUGCAGAAGGCCGUUCUCCUGAGAGCAGCUGGGCCAGGGCUCGGGAGCAUUGCCCGAGCUUGAGGAAGGAGGUGUGGUCCUUAACGGGAGUGUCUGGGGCAAUGCUGCGGAGCGGGAAUGAGCAGCCUCAUUAUUAAAACCACCGGGAGGCUGGGUGCCUGGCCCAGGACUAACCAGUUAUCCACACGGGCCCGUCUGCCAGGCACCUUGGGAGGGCGUCACAGGCGAGCAAGCAAGUGGUCCCUGCUCCCAAGCCAUACAGCCCCGCGACUGUUCCCGUGGCAUCAGGCGUUCAGGCCAAGGCCCCGCAGGUGAUGACAUCAGAACACGGGCGCAAACUCCCGGAACAGCGUCUUCUCCCCCACGCAGGCCCCGCCUCCACCAUCAGGGUUAAGUCAAGGGGAGUCCCUGCCCCUGAAAGUGCGUCUCCGGCUUGAGGGCUUCAGGGAUACGGGGAAGAGGGGUGCUCAGGAGACAGAGGGCCAGGCCCUGACACCGUCUGUGGCUUGCAGUCCACAGUACACGCUGAUCAGCGCCAGGGAAGGGGCGAGGGACAGCCAUGGGAGGCUAGGGUUCAGCAGUAGUGGGGAGCCCUGGUCCCCUGCACCCCCUUAAGACUGACCUCCUACCUGACCAAGGAAAGGCGUCCGGGGGUGUGGAGGUGGCGGGACCCAGGGCCCCUGGAGACAGGAAGGGGGAGGCCUCUUACGCCAGCCUCCAAUCCAGCUGCAGCCCUUGGGCUCCUGCCCCUUUCCUUUCCCAAAUAAAGGGUCUGAAAAGA
Phyllostomus discolor (pale spear-nosed bat) is the source of this 3195-nucleotide messenger RNA. It is a transcript of the gene ARMC7, whose product is annotated as armadillo repeat containing 7. Gene Ontology annotation, molecular function: protein binding. NCBI's taxonomy places the organism in Eukaryota, Metazoa, Chordata, Mammalia, Chiroptera, Phyllostomidae. Bases 1471 to 2067 code for a protein of 198 amino acids. The transcript is spliced from 3 exons. The record is from RefSeq and is a predicted model, not a curated record.